This is a messenger RNA of Acyrthosiphon pisum (pea aphid), 418 nucleotides long. RefSeq lists its product as uncharacterized. The record is from RefSeq and is a predicted model, not a curated record. Lineage: Eukaryota; Metazoa; Arthropoda; Insecta; Hemiptera; Aphididae. The transcript has 2 exons. The annotation marks the transcript as partial.
AUGGAUAAAAUGAACGAACGAAAGCGCAAAGGAUACAUGUCAGCGAGCCCAAAAGAAAGGCUUGUUGAGAUUAUGAUUCAACCUGAACAGAACAAUUUAAUUAUAGGCAAAUUUACAAAUAAUUUUACAAAAAAGGAUAGUGAUGCUCAAUGGACAUCCAUUGCAUUGUCAUUGAAUUCCAUACCCGGAGGAGGAGUUAAAUGUGGUGCUGAUUGGAAAAGAGCAUGGAGUGAUUUGAAAACCAAAACCAAAAAUAAAAAUAUGCUCAUUAAAAAGUAUGCUAAUAAGACAGGUGGUGGUCCAAGUUGUCCUAUUAUGAUGAAUAAUGUAGAUGAUAAAAUCAUUUCAGUCAUAAACCCUACUACAAUUUCAGGUCAUCAAAGUGUAUCCGAAUCAGUAGUAGACUUCAGUAUAAAUG